This is a messenger RNA of Dicrocoelium dendriticum, 1671 nucleotides long. The record is from the annotation of a GenBank genome assembly. Lineage: Eukaryota; Metazoa; Platyhelminthes; Trematoda; Plagiorchiida; Dicrocoeliidae.
AUGUCUCUCAGGGAGGGGCAAGGGGCAGUGACUUUAUUUAGUGGCGAGUCACAUCCGCCACGUUGCAGUGUUGUUAAACGGACGUAUGUGGCUUUUUAUAGGGAGAACGCUUGCCAGGCGAAAAUCCACCACGUCCUGGAACACUGCCGCCGAACCAUUCGUUGGAACGGGAAAAACCCGAACCACCCAGCUGGCACCACGAGGAGGUUGUUCGGCAAGCCAGCCGUGGCCGAGUGGUCUGCACGUUCGCUUUGUAAUCAUAAGGUCACCGGUUCGAAUCCGCGUAGGGGUGGGCGUCCUCGCGGUAUACUCAGCCCGCGCGCGACUGAUGGUGGUCGCGCGGCAGCGAAGCGCCGUUACGGCGUGCAGCUGACACAUCCACCCAGCGAUGCGGAAGUCUGCCUCGAGAUUCGACGCUUGAAGCGUUUCAAGGCUGCCGGCUUAGACGGACUUCUUCCGGAACUAUUCGAGUACGGCGGUGUGGCGAUCAUUAAUCAGCUGACCGCGCUGUUCGCAAAAAUUUGGCAUGAAGAGAAAGUGUCUUCCUCUUGGGGCGAAUCAGUCAUUGUCCCGAUUUUCAAGGAAGGCGCUCGCACUUCAUGUGCAAAUCAUCGAAGGAUUAGUCUUAUUUCGGUUGUUACUAAUAUAUUGGCAUCCAUUCUGCUUCGCAGACUAUCCCCAGUACGUGAAUCAUACUACCGUGAAGAACAAGCUGGUUUCCGUCCUGGCCGCGAAUGCAUGGAUCAAAUCUUCACGCUCCGCCAGCUCCUCGAACAUCGCCACAUUUAUCACAGGCCCGCUAUCGUUGCAUUCCUAGACAUACGUGCCGCUUUUGACUCCGUUGAUCGACCUGCUUUAUGGCGUUGCAUGCUAAAGAACUGCGUGCCAGAGAAAUAUACCGCUAUCUUACGAGCACUUUACCUUCAUACAUCCGGCAAAGUGAGGGUCUAUGGCAAGCUUUCCUCGCAUUUCGCUGUCAAUAGCGGUGUGCGACAAGGCUACCCUAUGUCCCCAUUCCUCUUCAACUUCGCAAUCGAAGACGUUCUGUCGAAUGCUCUAGAAGGUUUCCAACAUUUUGGCCUAGAGCUUCUACCGGGUGAGCGCGCGACCGACUUAGAUUAUGCUGAUGAUAUCACCUUAUUUGGUGACGAUCCUCGGGAUAUGCAACUCAUUCUGGAUCGUUUGGCGGUUGAAGCAUCUAAGUAUGGCAUGAGCUUCGCCCCAUCGAAGUGUAAAGUACUGCUCAAUGAUUGGCUUUCACCUGCUCCCAUGCUCACUUUCGAAGGUGCACAACUCGAACAGGUAGAUAGUUUCGUCUACCUUGGGAACUGUGUUUCUGCUGACGGCACUAUCAACAAAGAAGUUUCUCUUUGUAUCGCUAAAGUUCGAUCGGCAUUUGUCAAACUGAGGCACUUGUGGCGUCGUCGCGACGUCUCAUUCUCACUAAAGACCCGUGUUUACAGCGCAUCAGUUCGCUCAGUAUUGUUGUAUGGGUGCGAGUCCUGGCCGAUUCGCGUGGAAGACAUGCGUCGUCUUUCUGCCUUCGAUAACGGUUGCUUAAAGAGGAUCGCUCAUGUUUCGUGGCAACAUCGAGUUAAUAGUAGUGACGUUCGUCGUUGCAUUUUGGGGGAUGCGUUCCCUUCAACAAACUGGUUUUGUUGUGCCAGUUAA